Molecule: messenger RNA, 465 nt
Organism: Daucus carota subsp. sativus
Lineage: Eukaryota; Viridiplantae; Streptophyta; Magnoliopsida; Apiales; Apiaceae
Product: vicilin Cor a 11.0101
Exons: 4
Coding region: 1-465 (154 amino acids)
Source: RefSeq, a predicted model, not a curated record
AUGUCUAGUGAAGAUGAACAUGGUGUUGGUAGUGUACUGUUUGUGGUGAAGGUUCUGGGCUUUGUGUCUUUUCGGUGGCCUUUGCCUUUCGGUGGUGGUGAAUCAGAGAACAAGAUUAACAUCUUAAGGCAAAAUCUUGUUGAAUCAAAUGAGUUUGUUGAGUUCUGUGAGGUUAAACCUAGUGACUUUAGGCCGCUCAAAGAUUUUGAUGUUACUGUUUCCUUUGCUAACAUCACACAUGGUGGCAUGUCAACUAUCUUCUUCGAUUCCAAGGCAAUUAAGAUCUUCGUGGUGACGAAUGGAGCUGGGCAACUUGAGAUGGCAUGUCCGCAAUUGGUACAGGAGCAGGACCAAGGACAAAAAGGUUGUGGUGGUUUUCUGAAGGGCCAAGGACAACAAGGCCAUGGAGGCUCACAGGAGCAGGAGCAAGGAAAAAAUACCUGCCGGAGAGGAUUAUCAAAGUGA